Ricinus communis (castor bean) is the source of this 1217-nucleotide messenger RNA. RefSeq names its product E3 ubiquitin-protein ligase RMA3. Gene Ontology annotation, cellular component: endoplasmic reticulum. Gene Ontology annotation, molecular function: ubiquitin protein ligase activity; ubiquitin-like protein conjugating enzyme binding. Gene Ontology annotation, biological process: ubiquitin-dependent protein catabolic process. NCBI's taxonomy places the organism in Eukaryota, Viridiplantae, Streptophyta, Magnoliopsida, Malpighiales, Euphorbiaceae. The transcript has 2 exons. The coding region runs from base 201 to 998 and encodes 265 amino acids. The record is from RefSeq and is a predicted model, not a curated record.
UUUUUCAUUUAAUUUAUUUAUCUUCUUUUCUCUAAUCUCUAAGUUCUCUCUCUUCCCCCCAAAAAAAGAAACCUUUCAAACCCCCCACCGAAUUCAAGAAAUUUAAGAACUGGGUUUUCAGUUAGAUUCCCCAUUGAUAAACACAUACCCUCUUUUUCUCUUGAUCUGAUUCAAUCUUAUUAUUUACAGAACUAAUAGCUAUGGAGCCACGAUUCUUUGAGCAUGACAUGCACUUUGAUGCUGAAGAAGAUUUGACAGUCAAGCAGAAAUGGAAAUCUGUCUCGGCGGCAACAGGCCUUUCAGAGGAUGAUGAUGACUGUUUUAGCUGCAACAUAUGCUUAGACUCAGCAAAUGACCCUGUUGUUACUCUCUGUGGUCACUUGUACUGCUGGCCGUGUAUUUAUAAGUGGCUGCAGGUCAAACGAACUUCUUCAGAUGUUGAUGAACAGCAGCAGCAGCCUAGCUGCCCUGUUUGCAAGGCUAACAUUUCUUCUAAUUCCAUGGUUCCCCUUUAUGGUCGUGGUACAUCCCAAAGUAAUUCAGAAACAAAGAAGGGCUCGGUAGAUGCAGCCAUACCUCGGAGGCCUCCUCCCGCAAUGAAUACAUCAAUCACUAAUACUUCUCAGCUAAGUCAGCAGCUUCAUCCAAACUUCUUUCAGUCACAUUCACAGUCACAACCGCAGUCCUUUCAUCACCAACGAUAUUUCACUGAUCGUUAUGGAGGUUAUGGGGCGUUGGCCUCGACCAAUCUUGGCGCUGCAGCAAUGACACAAAUUUUCAGUCCUAUGAUCGGGAUGUUCGGGGAGCUGAUAUUUUCGAGAACUUUUGGGACUUCGAACACAAGUUUGUUUGCUUACUCUUACCCAAAUUCUAACUCUCUUAUGGGAAGUUAUAAUAGUCCUAGGAUGAGAAGGCAGGAGAUGCAGCUUGAACAGUCUUUAAAUAGGGUGACCAUCUUUCUUCUUUGUUGCAUCAUUCUGUGCCUUCUCUUGUUUUAAUAACAUUAAUUUUCAGCUUCUGUAUAUUUGUAAAAAGUGAGAAAAUUAAGCACCGGACAUACCCACAGGGACAUAGACAUUGUUAGAGGUUUUGCUGGAAACUCAUCUCAUUUGUGAGAUUUCCGUUUGGUAUCUCUAUGUGUAAAUAAUAAACUCAUUCAUUAGUGGGAAUUACCCCUUAUUUCUAUUGCAAUAAUAAAAAAAAUGAAUCGAAUUAAA